Apis laboriosa (Himalayan honeybee) is the source of this 2326-nucleotide messenger RNA. Its product is annotated as aquaporin AQPAn.G-like. Gene Ontology annotation, molecular function: water channel activity. The record is from RefSeq and is a predicted model, not a curated record. The transcript is spliced from 4 exons. Gene Ontology annotation, cellular component: plasma membrane. Bases 524 to 1279 code for a protein of 251 amino acids. Lineage: Eukaryota; Metazoa; Arthropoda; Insecta; Hymenoptera; Apidae. Gene Ontology annotation, biological process: transmembrane transport.
AGACUCCACGUGGUGUAUCGUGGAAGUAUCGCGAGUUCGUGUACACCACGGAACAACACAUUCUCCUCUUCUUCUUUCUUCUUUCUUCUUUCUUCUUCCUUCUUCCUUCUUCCUCUUCCUCUUGACCGUUACACGAGAAGUUACUUCGAACGAUUUUCAAACGCGUUUUCCUUUUCGAAACCCAGCUGCUCGAUCCCAGUUUCCCAGUUUUACGUCCGAUAAAACCGUCGCGAUAGUCGGAGAUAUAAGCGGGGUGAUAAGUCGUCCACCAUUGUCUUCUCGUUUCGAAAGGCGAAAGAUCCUUUGUCUUUGGACAAAGUGGGAGAGGGAGGGGGGAAGGAUUGUUUCUCCCCGCGAUCGAUACACCAUUGGGCGAGAUGGUGGCCGAGUACCGAUGAGAGUGACCGAUCCGAAGAUUGUCGAGCUCGUCCUUGUUGGGGAGAAGAGAGGGUGGUAGGAACGAGGGAGAAGGUGUUGUGGUGUGCGUUGCACGGCAAACGUGUGAGAUUGUAUCGAGAGGAGGAUGGGCAAGGGUUGGAAAGGCGCGAAAGAUUUCGUCGGCCUCGAAGAGGUGACGAAGGUCGAGUUUUUGGUGAUGCUGUUGGCCGAAACCCUGGGAACCUUUCUUCUCGUGCUGAUCGGUUGUGCAUCCUGCAUCACGUGGACGGCCAACAAUCCUCCAACGGUGGUUCACAUAGCGUUCACAUUUGGCCUCGCGGUCGCCAGCCUGGCUCACGUGUUGGGUCCGGUCUCGGGAUGUCACGUGAAUCCAGCUGUAUCGGUGGGCCUUUUGGUGAGCGGAAACUGCAGCUUUCUAAAGGCGGUGUGCUACAUUGUUUGCCAGUGUUGUGGUGCAAUCGCCGGUUCGGGAGUUUUGAAGUUAUUGAUCCCUAAAGAAACGAUCGGUCAGGGUUUAGGCGCCACGGGGCUGGGCGAAAAAGUGAGCGAGAGCCAAGGCAUCUUCAUGGAAGCGAUAAUCACGUUCCUCCUCCUUCUGGUUGUCCACGCGGUCACGGACCCGAAGAGGACCGACACGAAGGGUUGGGCACCGUUGGCCAUCGGCUUGACCAUCACCGUUUCCCACAUGGCAGCUGUACCCGUGACGGGAAGCAGCAUGAAUCCCGCCAGAACGUUGGGCCCAGCUGUCAUACUUGGCGAGUGGAAGAAUCUUUGGGUCUAUUGGAUCGGACCGAUAAUCGGCGCUUGCGCCGCCGGUGGACUGUACAAAAUGGCGUUCAGGCGUAAAAAGGAGGACGACGAAGCUUCCUACGAUUUUUAAAUUUUCUGAUGAAUAAUAAUUAAUGCGAAUAUCGUUUUUUGCAACGAUAUGCAUUGUUUAUUAUUCUUUUUUUCUUUUCACUCGAAAUUAAUGAGAUAAUAGAUAUUUUCGUAAGAUACGAGUGAAAUUGUUUUGAAUUGAAUAGGUUAUGUUAAGUGUUUGGUUUAAAAAAAACUCUCGUAUCUUUUAUAUUUAUAUAUAUAUAUAUAUACACGGUGCUCGUAACUGACAAGACAGGGUAUAUUUACAUACGUUUCGCUUAUUUGCAUAUGUCCGUGAAAAAAUAAGAAGAGGAAACAAGUCAAUUAAGAUUUAACGACGAUUUGAAUUAUGGAAACGUGAGUUAAUUAAUUCAAGAAACAUUAUACCUGAUCGCGUUUGCUCUUUCACUUUUUUUCUCUCUCUCCUAUAUUAUAAGGAAAUAGAAGAAACGUAAAUCUUGUUGAGUGUAGAAUUUUGUUAUUGUUAAUAAUAUAAUUAAUUAACGAUGAAUCUGUUUAAUAUAUUAAUAUAUAUAUAUAAUAUAUCAUAUAUUCUAUUAGAUAAAUAAGAAAUUAAUUGAUAACGUAAAUAUGAUAUUAAAUUGUUAGAAGAUUAAUAUAUAUUUAUUAUAUAUAAUUUGUAAGAUUUCGAUGUAAUAUCAAUUGAUAACUCGUAACUUAUUAAAUUGCGAUUUCAUUCGAUCGAAAUAAUCUCAUAAGAAAAAUAUUAUCGUACUUAUAUACAUUUCGUACAUCGAUAUUUUGUACCUUGUUUAAGUUUUGUAUAUAUAUUGUACUUAAAUUAUAUAGCUUGUAAGAUUCCACGUAUAAAUAUAUGUGUUUAUAUUGCAUGCUAUAUAUAUAUAUAUAUAUAUGUACAUAAAUUAUUCUUUUCUCGACAUAUAAAAUGAUUCUGGUUAAUAAAUUAUUUAACGACCUACUACUAUUUUCCAUAACGCAAUAAACCCAUGAAUACGUGAAAAAAAAAAAUUAAACGAAUAAUUUAACGACGACGAUAUCCAUGCAAAUUAUGAAAUAUAAAUUAAACUUGUAAAUUUUACCUUUA